This is a messenger RNA of Stomoxys calcitrans (stable fly), 1500 nucleotides long. RefSeq lists its product as uncharacterized. The transcript is spliced from 4 exons. The coding region runs from base 427 to 1056 and encodes 209 amino acids. Lineage: Eukaryota; Metazoa; Arthropoda; Insecta; Diptera; Muscidae. The record is from RefSeq and is a predicted model, not a curated record.
CCAAACACCAGUUGGGGGUUGGCUAAUCAUUUGCAACAUGAAUUCGUGCCGCUAUUCAGUCAAUGCUCGACAGUCGUCAUCUGCUCGCGGCAUUCUGGGUUACAGCAACGCGAAUUUGGCUACCACGGGGGAAUAUCUUGAAUUUUGUUGCGAUACAAAAACAAAGUUACAACAUUUUUUUUUUGUUUCCUCAUAGUUUGCUGUGUUUAAAAAAAGCCUACUAGUGAUUUAUAAUUCAUCCAAAGCCAAACGCCUUUUUUUCAAUAUUUACGAGCUCUAGGUCGUUUUACAGAGGAGGAAGUUCUGUAUCGAAAAAAAAAACAAAAUAAAAGCACAUUAAUAAAUAUGAAUAAUUAAAUUAUUUCAAAGUGACAACAAAAACAAAACUAAUCCAACCGUAACUAGUCAACAAUUAUCGAUUCGAAUAUGAGACAUUUGUUCGGGCUGCCUUUAACCACAGGCGCCGUGGUGGUGGGCUCUUUGUCCGCCUUGUUUUUUCUCUAUGCCAGCAUUCAAACCUCCUACAAUUUAUUGCAGUUUAUAAAACAAGAAAAAGCUGCCGGUCCUGAAUGGAUCGUUGACCCCGAUACAGGUGAAAUAAGUCAUGGAUCAAUUGGGAGUAGAAAAUUUACCAAAGGACCAAAAACAUCAUAUUCGGGAUGGAUUAUUAACACAAAUAGAGGGGGUUUUCAUGUCUUUUAUAUCUGUUUGUGUGUAACGUCAUUUAUAUCAGCAGUACUUCUUAUUGUGGGUGCGAUAAGGAAUAGCCGAAAACUCUUGGUACCAUGGCUUUUAACUGGAGCGGUGACAAUGGUGGCCCUUAGUUUGUGCCUGAUAUACACCAUUUACUUAUUCACUAUCUAUAGCCUAAAUGGAUGGUGCGUGGAAGGUACUAUGAUCAUAGUCCUAUUCGUAACAAUUGUAUCAUUGACUUUGCAAAUCUAUUUGUGGUUGGGAGUGCAAAAACUUUACAUGAAUCUCACCGACAAUAAUGAAAGACGAAAAAUAUUACCCACCACUGUGCCUCUAUACGCCCAGGAUGAAGCGUUUUAUUAAUAACACAAACUGACAAUAUCAGACCUAUAAACAUGGCCAAGGUCCAUCAUCAACGCAGGGUUGGCAUAUAAAUCACUUGGACACCAUUGUCACAGCCUGCCGAUUAGGGCGGUGUGGAACACAACCGUCAUUACAACACAGCCACCAAAGCUUCCAACGACUAUUGACUUUUAUUUGUAUAUUAUUAGCGUUUAAGAAAUUUCUUUAUAGUAUUUUGUUGUAAUGAAAAAAACAAAAAGAAAAUUUACUCUAAAAAUGGUAUUAGAAUAUGUGGUUGGUUUGUUCCAUUUUGUGGUUUCUAAAUUAAGAAACAUUUCUUUGUCUAAAGAAACCGAAAAUGGCGUCACUUGUCUUGAAAAACACUCACUGUCAAAACAUUUUGAUUGGCAAAGACAAAACGAUGAAAAAAGAAAAUUGAAUAAAUUUAUGACAUUAAUUUGUAAA